Molecule: messenger RNA, 885 nt
Organism: Agrilus planipennis (emerald ash borer)
Lineage: Eukaryota; Metazoa; Arthropoda; Insecta; Coleoptera; Buprestidae
Exons: 2
Coding region: 181-723 (180 amino acids)
Source: RefSeq, a predicted model, not a curated record
UGUCACUCUAUUAUAGGCAUAGAUACUACUAUUAAGUAUAAGUGGUUCAGCGAAGUUAUGUUUGUUUCGCAGCAAAAAUUAAAAUUUAAACAAGUGUAAAUGUUUUAGUUUAUAAUUUAGUUUUUUUUAUAUAUUUUUAUUAAUUUUAAAGUUCAACGGAAUCGAAAAAGGCAAAAAAGAAUGAGUAAUAAGUGGAAUUCUGACGAUGAUUUUAGCCGAGACAUCCAAGAAUUAUCCGUGUUCGGUACUAAUGGUUAUUUUGAUAAAGAAAUUUUAUCCAACGCCGAUGAAAUAAGAACGAGAUUGCAAAUAACGAGACGUAGUCGUUUUGAUGAUGACGAAAGGUUCAACCAAAUAUUAAAUGAUGACAGUACCAUUUGUGAGAAUGUAGUAUUUUGUAAACCCGUUCGAGGAAGACCGUUGAAAAAUAUACCUUUGGUCGACAAACCAGGGGGUAAAUCGUCAUUUCUAGACAAACAAAACGAAACUUCUGCAACAAUUAGAAGAGUAUGUAUGCUCUGGUGUCUGGCUUGGAUUUCUCUAAUGAUAUUAUUGAGAACACACUUCGACAAGAGAACAAACGAAAAGAAAAUGAUGCACCAAAACGAGAAACAUUUGCAAUGCCAAAUAUUCGUUUCAAUCGCACAGGUUCCAAGUCAAACAGCACCACACCUUCUAAUUCAUCAUCAAGUUCUCCAACAUUUUCUUCUCAACAGCCAUUGAUUAAUAAAGAAAUGACGCAGGACCCCUGUAAAUUUGUGACUCACAUCGCCACUGACCUUUAUGAUGUUUUAAGUAAUAGUAAACAGUUAGUUAAUAAGGUACCUCCACCUUUGUUUGAAAUGAUUAAAAAACAAUCAAAAGAAAACGUUUCUCAACAACAAA